GCGUAUUUAACUAGAGAUUGGAGAGCAUGUCUGAAUUUAUAACUACGUCGAGAUUUUUGGUCCUCCACGAUCCAGAACUUUUCCCCAUUCCUCACUGUUUUGUUUCAGUAUGAAAUUAUCCACCACUAUCAUCCUUGGUCUUGCCUCGUAUGCAGCAGCAGCAGCAGUGUUUACUGAUGCUGCCUCCGAAGCCGGGGUUGAGAAAAGAACAAAUUCAAAAGAUGAAAAAGGUGUUCAAAAAUCAUCAGGGCUGUCGAGGGAUUCGGAAAACUCAAGCCAUGAAAACUCAAGCCAAGGAAACUCAGGCCAGGAAAGCUCCGGCGUUUCUGGAAAAGCUGAUCACUCUUACAAUAAACAACAGUCUGGUCAGUGGGAACAGAACCCACCAUUAAAUGCCUUAAAUUCAUUGGAACCCUCAAUGCCAACAGUACCUUUUUGGCCCACCUGGCCCAAGUUUGGGAACUGCACUACAACCACGAGUUCCGUGAAAAAACCCACCUCUUCUACAAGAGCCAGUCCUGUCACUAAAACUUCGUCGGAAGUCAAAACCAGAUCUACAAAAAGUGUUUCACCUACUACCACUCAUAUUCCCCUUCCAACAAAGACUGCCUCACCUACUACUACAUCCCCAGAAGCGAUUUCAUCCUGGGUUGCUAGCGAAAUAUCGAAGUUGUUGGGCGACAUGUUUACUGAUUGUCAAACCUUUGCUAACUUCAUUGACGAAGACUUCACUUCAAUUUUUAGCCAGAAUGGCUUUUCUUUAUUCAAGCGGAAUUUAGAGACAACAGUUGAAGCCAGGGGUAAUGUCACUGAUGAGGAAGUCGAGGCUGCACUCAGUACCUUGGUUACCAACGUAUUCAGUCACUUAGUUGCGUUAACCAAUGGCACCAAUGUUUCAUUGACUCUGUCUGUCUUUGCUGCAUUAAAUUUGUGAGAGACACUGUCAAUAUCUUAUACCUUUUUAUUUUUCGUAUGGCUUUUGAUCUUUUUGAGGUCUCUUCGAGAUUUUAUUUUUUGAAUAAUACAAAUAGG
Messenger RNA from Metschnikowia bicuspidata var. bicuspidata NRRL YB-4993, 1032 nucleotides. RefSeq lists its product as uncharacterized. The record is from RefSeq and is a predicted model, not a curated record. Bases 110 to 934 code for a protein of 274 amino acids. The transcript has a single exon. Lineage: Eukaryota; Fungi; Ascomycota; Pichiomycetes; Serinales; Metschnikowiaceae.